Messenger RNA from Salvia splendens (bonfire salvia), 771 nucleotides. RefSeq lists its product as uncharacterized. The record is from RefSeq and is a predicted model, not a curated record. The transcript has a single exon. The coding region runs from base 1 to 771 and encodes 256 amino acids. Lineage: Eukaryota; Viridiplantae; Streptophyta; Magnoliopsida; Lamiales; Lamiaceae.
AUGUCGAACAAGGAAACGACGAAGGAAGCAACGAAAGGUUUUGCGAAGUUGGACAAGUUUGCUGGCCAGGAUUUCAGACGCUGGCAGAAGAAGAUGCAUUUCAUGUUAACAGUUCUGAAGGUCGUGUACGUUAUGAGUACUCUCAUGUCCGAGGCUGUUGAUAAUGAAACUCUGGAACAGACGAGAAGGAGGAUGAAAUGGGAGAACGAUGACUACAUAUGUCAUGGUCACAUUUUAAAAUGUAUGUCUGAUUCCCUUUUUGAUGUGUAUCAAAACAUAGAGUCUGCUAAAGAGUUGUGGGAUUCCCUCGAAGCCAAAUAUAUGGCAGAAGAUGCCUCUAGCAAGAAAUUUCUUGUUGGGAAUUUUAUUAACUAUAAAAUGGUGGAUUCGAGGCCUGUCAUGGAACAAUACAAUGAAUUGUUGAGGAUAUUGGGACAGUUUUCCCAAUAUGAUAUGAAAAUGGAUGAAUCGAUUUCUGUUUCUAGCAUUAUCGAUAAACUGCCACCCUUCUGGAAGGAUUUUAAAAAUAAUUUGAAACAUAAGAAGGAGGAGUUGAAUUUGGUCAAACUUGGAAGUGACUUCCAAAUCGAACAGUCCAAACGUGAUAUGGAAAAGAGCUCUGUCGGUAGUGGGAAAACAAUGGUUGGUUCUUCUGUGAACAUGGUGGAAGAGGGUGAAUUUUCCAAGGCUGGAAAAGAGAAACGAUUAUUUAAAGGGAAACGAAAGUUUCAAGGAUACAACAGUAAAGCUGGGAUAAGAAGCCUAAACUGA